AAAAGAGGAAGGAAAAGAUGCGGUUCAAGAUGGGAAGCGUCCUGCUGUCUCUUCUUUUCUGGUACAAAGCUGCCAUGGCCCUUUCCCCAGGAGAGGAUGAGAGACUGGAGCUGUGGCACAGCAAGGCUUGCAAAUGUGACUGCCAAGGAGGUCCUAACUCGGUGUGGUCCAGCAGGACUAACAGCUUAGAGUGCAUGCCAGAGUGCCCCUACCACAAGCCCCUGGGCUUCGAGUCUGGUGCCGUCACCCCAGACCAGAUAAGCUGCUCCAACCCUGAGCAGUACACGGGCUGGUACUCCUCCUGGACGGCCAACAAGGCCCGCCUCAAUGGUCAAGGCUUCGGGUGCGCGUGGCUCUCAAAGUACCAGGACAACGGGCAGUGGCUGCAGAUCGACCUGAAAGAGGUGAAGGUGAUCUCAGGGAUCCUCACGCAGGGUCGCUGUGACGCUGAUGAGUGGAUGACCAAGUACAGCAUGCAGUACCGCACCGAUGAAAACCUCAACUGGGUUUACUACAAGGAUCAGACUGGCAACAACCGGGUUUUCUAUGGCAACUCAGACCGCUCGUCCUCGGUGCAGAACCUGCUGCGGCCGCCCAUCGUGGCCCGCUACAUCCGCCUCAUCCCACUGGGCUGGCAUGUGCGCAUCGCCAUCCGCAUGGAGCUCCUCGAGUGCCUGGGCAAGUGUGGCUGAGUGCCGUUUCCUGGGGCAAAUAUGUAGGUGUCCGCCUGUGCAGCCAAUCCGCCUCGCACCAGCGCUGGCUGCGGCCACGGCCCUUCAGUGUGAAUGUCCAGCCAGCAAAGAGAAGGGCUGUCUUGAAUAAAAUGUUGUUUCACA
Strigops habroptila (Kakapo) is the source of this 836-nucleotide messenger RNA. RefSeq names its product retinoschisin 1 (gene RS1). The record is from RefSeq and is a predicted model, not a curated record. NCBI's taxonomy places the organism in Eukaryota, Metazoa, Chordata, Aves, Psittaciformes, Psittacidae. Bases 18 to 692 code for a protein of 224 amino acids. The transcript has 6 exons.